Messenger RNA from Megalobrama amblycephala (Wuchang bream), 994 nucleotides. RefSeq names its product tripartite motif-containing protein 16-like. Gene Ontology annotation, molecular function: protein binding. Lineage: Eukaryota; Metazoa; Chordata; Actinopteri; Cypriniformes; Xenocyprididae. The transcript is spliced from 3 exons. The record is from RefSeq and is a predicted model, not a curated record. Bases 77 to 994 code for a protein of 305 amino acids.
GCAUUUGAUUUGUAACACUCUGAACAUACAGAUACAGCACACACAUCUCCAACACGCUUUAGCUAAAGCAUUAAGAAUGAAGUUCAGAGUAGCAGUUCUUCUGCUUCUGUACAAAUGUCUUGUAUUCGCUCCGAAUAUCAUAUUCGCGACAGAACCUGCAGUCUCAGGAUUGCCUUGUCCUUUGAAAACAUGCACAGAUGUACUGAAGGAACUAAAAGAUCUGGAAAUCAGACUUGCUAAAAGUGAAGCUCAGAUUGAGGAAAUCAAAAAGGAAAAACAAGAUCUGGAAAUCAGACUUGCUAAAAGUGAAAAUCAGACUGAGGAAAUCAAACAAGAUCUGGAAAUCAGACUGGCUAAGAGUGAAGCUCAGAUUGAGGAAAUCAAAAAGGAAAAACAAGACAUUGUUCCCAGGACCAGGAAUGACUUCCUAAAAUAUUCCUGUCAGCUCACUCUAGAUCUGAACACAGUGAAUAAAUACUUCUGUCUGUCUGAGAACAACACAGUGAUUACUGGCACUAACAUACUGCUGUUGUAUCCUGAUCAUCCAGACAGAUUUGAGUAUCAUCCUCAGGUGUUGUGUAGAGAGAGUGUGAGUGAUCGACGCUGUUACUGGGAGAUUGAGUGGAGUGGGAUUAAUGGUGUGUAUAUAUCAGUGUCAUAUAAGAGCAUCUGCAGGAAGGGAGGGGGUGAUGAGUGUGAGUUUGGAAAUAAUGAUCAGUCCUGGAGUUUGAUCUGCUCUCCCGAAAGUUACUCAUUCAGACACAAUAAGAUAGAGACUGAUCUCACUGUAAAGUCCAUCAUCAGUAGAACAGGAGACUAUGGGAAGAAACACUAUAGGGUAGGAGUGUAUGUGGAUCACAGUGCAGGAACUCUGUCCUUCUACAGCGUCUCUGGAGACACAAUGAUCCUCAUCCACACAGUCCAGACCACAUUCACUCAACCACUCUAUCCUGGGUUUAGGAUUGAUUAUGGAUCAUCAGUGAAACUGUGUUGA